CUGCCAGUUGGCGAGAGGGGAGCGCGGUGGUAUAAAGGUGGCCCCUAACGCCCACUCUCGCCAGUCUCGGCGCAUAGCGAGGAACACGCAAGAGGGCCAAGAACAGGGACAACCAUCGCCCACCCGUACACCAUUGCCACCCUCGACACAAAAAAAAAACCCUGACAAGCAAUAAACGAACGACAGCGAGCUGCAUCCAGAUAAUUUGAUUGAACUAAGUAAGCUGUAAAGUUGUUAUUAUUUUACAAAGGAACGCAGAACAGAAAAAUAGAUCCCCGUAGAUACGAUUAAAAGUAAAUAUCACGAACUUUGGACUGUUUUUGCAAAAAAAUAUAUACCACCGCUAAACUUUAAAUACAACGCUGCAAAUAGAAGGGCUGUGUUCAAAUUAGUACAACCCACGUGCACCGAGAAGCCUAGUUUUUUUAUUUAUAUUAUUACAAUAGUAGUUACUAAAGUCGAUCAUUUUGACGCGUCUGCUCGGUGGAGUCUCUCGGAAUCUCGAAGGGAACGAAGCAAAGGAACGACUUCACGUCUCUCGUUCAGGCCGUGGCUCCUUGAAUCUGUUUUUUUUGUUUGACGACCUCGUUCUGCGUCCCAGCAUCUCGCUUCAGAAGGAGCUCUGCUGUGAACCAAGACCAUCAACAUCUGGUCCAUCUCACGCCUGGACUCACUCCAUCAUCCCCGUGGUGAUCAUCCUCUCGGCCACGCGCCCUCCUUUCGCUACAAAUCUCUCUUCCGUCGCCCAUCCGUCCUGUUGACUCAAAGCCUCUCUCGAGAUGGGAACGCUGUGCCCGUGCUCGCUGCUGCUGCUGCUGGUGGCCUCAUUCGCAGUGACAGCUCUCGCUCAGCAGCCAGAUCCUCCGCUCACAUACAUGCCUUGCUCUGAAGGGUAUGAACUGGACUCCGACAUGACAACCUGCAAAGACAUCAACGAGUGCGACACCAUCCCGGACGCGUGCAAGGGCGACAUGAAGUGCGUGAACCACUACGGGGGCUACCUCUGCCUGCCGCGCUCCGCCACCUUCGUGGUCACCAACAGCUUCGGCGGCGCCGGUGGCAACAGCGGUGGUAGCGGCAGCAGCGCCGGUGGCAGCAGUCAGCCUGCCGCCCGUGAGACCUCAUCCCAGGUGGCGCCGCCGUUGCCGGGCGUCCGUCAGCCCGGAGGAGGAGGAGGGGGAGGAGGAGGCGCGGCCGUUCGUCUCGGAGCGCCGCCGCUAAACCGCGGCCCUCAACCUCCCGUGCCCGGCCACCGCGUAGCGGUGUCCAACCCGGGCGCGGGCAGCGCGGGCGGCGUGGGGCUACCGUCCUGCCCGCUGGGCUACACGCGGGACACCAGGAGCCAUUGCGUGGACGUGGACGAGUGCGCGACCAGCUCACACCGCUGUCGGCCCAACCAGGUUUGCACCAACGCGCCCGGCAGCUACACGUGCCGCUGCCCGGAGGGAUACCAGAUGGUGGCGGGCCAGUGCGUGGAUAUUGACGAGUGCCGCUACGGGAUGUGCGCCCAGGGCUGCGUGAACACGCAGGGCUCCUACACGUGCCAGUGCAGCCCGGGAUACGUGCUCUCCUCCAACAACCGCUCCUGCGAGGAUGUGGAUGAGUGUGUGGAGGGCAGCCCGUGCAGCCAGCUCUGCUUCAACACCUACGGCUCUUUCCUCUGUCGCUGCUCCCCUGGCUUUGUGUUAGACGGCGACGGAUUAACCUGCAAAGAUGUGGACGAGUGCAGCUACUCCGACUACCUGUGCCAGUACCGCUGCAACAACAACGCGGGGUCCUACUCCUGCAGCUGCCCCGGCGGAUACCAGCUUCAGACGGACAACGGGAGUUGCCGCGAUGUCGAUGAGUGUGCGACGAACUCGCACAACUGCACGGGGAAUGAGAACUGCUACAACGUCUUCGGUGGCUACAAGUGCCUGGAGAAAUUGCAGUGCGAGGAGCCGUACACUCAGGCUGGCGAGGACCGCUGUGUGUGCCCCAGCGAGAAGAACACGUGCAUCAACAAGCCGUACACCGUCCUCUACAAGCACAUGCACCUGCGCUCGGAGCGCACCGUGCCCACCGACAUCUUCCAGAUGCAGGCCACGACGCGCUACCCCGGCGCCUACUACACCUUCUUCAUUCGCGCCGGCAACGACCAGAGGGAGUUCUUCAUGAGGCCCCUGGGCCCAGCGAGCGCCAUGCUGGUGCUGGUCAAGCAGCUGCAGGGCCCGCGGGAGGUCGUGCUGGACCUGGAGAUGAUCACCGUCAACCCGGCGCUCAACUACCACGGCACGUCCGUCAUCCAGCUCAAGAUAUUCGUGUCGGAACACAACUUCUGAACGUCCCGUUUCGCACCGGCGAACGCAGAAAAAAAAGAUUGAUAUCGUUCCUCCGCGGACUUAACAAUCAGUAAGAUUCGUAUAAAACGAUUAGUUAUUUUGUUCUGGGGAAUACACCGACAAUUCAUGUAGUUUUGGGGGGUUUCUUUUUUUUUCACCAAAAAAAGACAUUGUUGCUUUUUUUUAAAGUGUAGUUUCUCAUGCGCCUCCUUCUCAAUGCAUGCUGUUAGAGACUCGUGUGUGUCCCGAAUUAUUAAAUAUAAUUUUAAAGCUCAUAGAAUAUGGAACGUGUUAAUGUGUGCGCACAACUGACGCAGAACAUCGGUUCACUGAAUUAUCAAGGGUUUACAGAGCGCGUCGCUGCUAACGGUUCAAGGGGCAGCACACCGGACUCACAAUCCAGAGCUUUCCAGUUCCACUUCAUUUCCCGCUGCAGCAGUUAAGACAAUGGGACCGAGUCUAAAUCUCCACCUCCGUCCACCCAGCCAUGUGCAUGCCGCUGUCAGUCGAUCGGCAAGCGGCGUGCGGUGGGGUCCUGUCUGUGCUUCCGAGACAUCUGCCCAGUGCGGAAGAGUAGGUCAAAUAGCCUCUAUGGAUGCUCCCUUUAUUGGAGGCCCCAUCUUCACAGCAGUGGUGCGAGCGAGAAAUUGCCGCGCUGCGCUUUUACGAUUGUCUACCGCAGUACAAUACAAUGUAGCUUAACGGAUGGAAAAAAACUUGCAUUCUCAUCAUAUGCCCGAUCAUUCUUAUGUCCAUCUUCUAUCAGUGUUGAGCAUUUCGCCUGCAGCACAGACAGGAUGGAUGUACAGGGGUUCAAAGUCUCUUUAUUUUUGCGGACAGGGAGAAGUAAAAAGAAAACAAGCACAUUGCAGUCGAACUUAUCCAAAUGGCGACUGCACUAUUUUAAACUGUACGCGUAUUAUACAUACAGGAUUGAUUUGGUAUAAAAUGCAUUGGUUGAUAGGCCUUACGAGAUAAAAUAUUUCUCAACGACACAUAUAUAGAACACAGGAGAAAUUCGACAAUGUACUCUGGAUUAUACUGUAUAUAGAAGUAACCCCCCGUAUAGCCUUUCGAUUUUUUGAUCAUCAUCAUCAUCACGAUCCAUGGGCAGGUAGCCGGUAGUGGGUGUCCACUACACAUU
This is a messenger RNA of Petromyzon marinus (sea lamprey), 3465 nucleotides long. RefSeq names its product fibulin-5-like. Lineage: Eukaryota; Metazoa; Chordata; Hyperoartia; Petromyzontiformes; Petromyzontidae. The record is from RefSeq and is a predicted model, not a curated record. Gene Ontology annotation, molecular function: calcium ion binding.